Hydractinia symbiolongicarpus is the source of this 1186-nucleotide messenger RNA. Its product is annotated as DNA damage-regulated autophagy modulator protein 1-like. Bases 248 to 1093 code for a protein of 281 amino acids. NCBI's taxonomy places the organism in Eukaryota, Metazoa, Cnidaria, Hydrozoa, Anthoathecata, Hydractiniidae. The record is from RefSeq and is a predicted model, not a curated record. The transcript is spliced from 2 exons.
CAGAGAAGCAGGUGGUUUGGGACAAAAUAAUUUUUCUUUACGAAGGAUAAUACGAAAGACGUUUAAAAUAUUUGUCCUGGAAAGGUCUUUAUAUCCCACGCAUUUAUGUGAAAAGGUUUGUGUCUGUGGGGAGAAUUUUUUUUCUGAAAGAAGGAACAUUAUGAUGAGAAGAUAUUUCCAUUUCGACAACGAUUAGAUAAAAUAUAUUGUAAUAUAAGUAUGGUUGUAUAAAGCCUUUAACUCAACUAUGGAGAUAGACUGUUCGUUUGGUUUGGGGUAUUUACCCAUCAUGUGGACUGUCUUUACAAUUCUCGCAUUCGCAGCGUCGUAUUGUAUAGCUGUACUAGAAAAACAUGUAUAUCCUGUCUUACCUUCAAUAAGCGACACUGGUGCAAGAAUCCCGGAAGCAAACGCUUUUUCAUUGCUCAUGAACAUCUCCAUUAUUCUUGGUCUAGCUAAUUACUUUACAAGAUAUUUUCAGUGUCAACACCAAGCAAGACAUUGUGGAGAUAAUAGAGAAAAGAUUUUUAAGUAUAACCAUUUGUCAUUAUUAACAGCAUUGACCAGCGUGUUUGGAGCUCUGAUCGUCGCUAAUGUACAAUCCAGAAAGGAGUUUUAUCUUUCUGAAAUACACGACAUUGGAGCAGUCAUUUUCUUCAUUUUUACUUGCAUGUAUUUAUGGCUCCAAACACACAUUACAUACAAAGUGGCGUUGUAUGGCUUAUACUCCAUGUGGCUCUGCCAUUUCCGCUUGUUUAUGAGUUUAUUAUUCACUAUAUCAGCUGCUACAUAUUUCAUCACAUCAGCGAUAAGCUAUCAGUAUUUUGAGUCGUCCAGACACCACAACAUCGCACAUUGGAUGCCUUCGGACGGCGGUUACACCCUUCAUGUGAUCAGCAAUGGAUCUGAAUGGUUUUGUGUGGUCAUUAUACUGUUAUUUGCGAUAACUUAUUUUGAUGAAUUUCAGCAAGUCAUGCUGUUGAUAGAUUGUCAAGAAAAAUCGCCACAUAUUAUUUCUUACGACGGAAUUGGGGAUUACGCGUGCGUGAAAAUGAGUUCAAUGGACUCGUUGAACGAAGAUAAUAAUAAUUAGCUCGUUACAAUAAGAAAGAUAAACAGAUAUCCAAUAUGUAAUUUAAAAAAUUAUAGACAGCCGGAUUUCCAAUAUACAAAGCAUGACGCAGUA